AGGAAAUUUGAGCGAUUUUCAAGAGAGGUUGGCCUUCUCGAACUCCCAAAUCCUUGGCCGGCUGGGUGCGUUGGAGCGCUUGACACCCUCUCAAAAUCAAGCAGAGGGCCAAAACCUUGCCUCGAUUGCAUGCAUGCAGCACCGAACAGCAACAAAGCUGUCCUUGUUACCAUUGUCCUGUAGCCAGCUAGUCGCUACAUAGCACAACACUAUGCCUCCCAAGCGUGGCAAGAAGCAGAAGGCUGCUCCCAAGGCCAAAAAAGAGGAGGAAGCCAAGAAAGAAGAGGAAGCCAAGAAGGAGGAGGAGACCAAAGAUGAAUCCAAGGCAGAAGAAUCCAAGGAGGAGUCUGUGAAGGACGAAGCCGACGACAAAAAGGAAGCCGCCAAGGAGGAUUCAAAGGAUGACGACAAGAAAGAUGACAAAAAGGAAGAUGACAAAAAAGAGGAGGCCAAGGACGACGAUGACAAGAAAGAUGACAAGGAGAAAGCAGCCAAGGCUGAUGACAAAAAAGCCGAUGAUGACAAAAAGGCCGAUGACGACAAAAAAGAUGUGAAGGAAGAUGACAAGAAGGAAGAAACCAAGGCUGAUGACAAAAAGGAAGACGAUGACAAAAAAGAGGCAGCUAAAGACGACAAAAAGGCUAAGGAGGAGGAGGACAAAAAGGAUGCAAAGGAGGCGGAAUCAAAGGACGAUGAUAAGAAGGAGGAGGACAAGAAAGAGGAGUCUAAAGAUGACAAGGAAGAAGGGUCCAAAGAUGACAAGAUAGAGGAGUCCAAAGAUGAUAAAAAGGAAGAUGAUAAGAAAGAAGACGAUGAAAAAGACAAGAAAGAUGACGACAAGAAGGAAGACGAAGAGGAGGAAGAAGAGAAGCCCAAAGCCAAGGGCAAGGGAAAAGGCCGGGGCAAAAAGGCACCCGCCGCUAAAAAGGGCAAGGCCGCUGCCAAGAAGGAAGUGAAAGAGGAGGAGGAAAAGGAAGAAGAAAAACCUAAAGCCAAGGGCAAGGGGCGAGGCAGAGGAAAAGCUAAAAAGGAGGAGGAGAAAGAAGAGGAGGAAGAAAAACCUAAAGCCAAGGGACGUGGCAAGGGCAAGAAAGCAGCACCUGCCAAGAAGAAAGCCAAGAAAGAGGAGGAGGAAGAAAAGGAAAAUGGCAAGGAAGAUGACGACGAGAAGGUCAAGAAAGAAGAGGAUGAUGCAGAGAUGGAAGAUGCUGAUGACAAGAAGGAAGGUGAAGACGACAAGAAGCGAAAAGGCGAUGGCGAAAAGUCUACUCCAUCUGGAAAGCGCGCUAGAAAGUCCUCCACUACGGCUGCCUAUGUGCCUGAUGACUUUACUGAGAAGAAGAACUACGUGAAGGUGAUCAAGGGACGAGGAGAAAAGCUUCGUAAUCUGACAUCUGUCAAGGCUGCCAUUGACAAGCACCCUGUGACCUCCGAUUCGUUUCAGUCCGCCUUCAAGUUCGUCUUCCCUUCCCGCGGGCGCAUCAACAAGAACGUUGCCAAGGCCCAGCUGCUUGACUACUCUGGUUACCUGCCCGAGCGCGACGAAGACUUUGACCAAGAAAAGGGCGAAAAGUUGGAUGAGGAAAUCGAGACCAAGUACUCCAAGAAGGCUUACAAGAUGACAGUUCCGGAGAUUAAAAAGCUGUGCGACUUUUUCGAUGUGGACCGCACGCCCGGACCCGACGAUAAAAAGGUGGACAAGGAUGUCCUGAUAGACCGUCUUUUGGAUUUCUUGUCGAAUCCCGAAGAAGAAUUCACCAAUGCUCACAGCAAGAACAAGAAGACGGCUCCGCCACCCAAGAAGAAGGCGAAAAAGGGCAAAGCCAAAGAAGAGGACGAGGAUGGUGAUGAAGAAAUGGAAGACGCCAAAGAUGAUGAGGAGGAAGACGACGAAGAGGAAGAAGGAGAUGACAAGGGCAAGGCUGAAGGGGAUGGCGAGGGAAAGAUGCCUACCGACAAGGAAUUGCGCAAGUGGGUCAAGGCAUAUGUUGCGUGCCACAACAUGAACACCGCUACAACGAAGCAUGCGUUGGAAGUUGCCUCGAGCAAGUUUGGGAUCGAUAUGAAAGGCAAAAAGAAGACAAUCAAGCUCAUGCUCACCGAAGAAUGUUAGAGCAUAGCUUGGCUUGUCUCUUCUCUUAUUUUGUGGUGUAGUAUUACAGUAUUCAUUGCUUAUUGCUUUAAAGAAACGUUAUUUGUGAAAUCACCUUUGUCGGCUCAGAUAGAUAGUUUGGGUGCUAUACAGUCGUACCGUUCCCGUUCUUUAUGAUGGCUCAUUGAUGGUAAAAAAGUGUUUGGCUCCGGGAGAUGGAAACAUUAGCCGCACUGCUUUUUCAUUCCCUGAAGUGUUUGCAUUACCUCGCGAGCUCCAUUCCGAAGAAGGGUAUCGAGAGAGCGCAGAAUGAUACGGCCAGUGUCCCAUAUUAUGGUGGGGAGAUGGAGACAAACCAUGAAUACAAAUUGUGCGCUUGCUUCUAAUGGAGGGAUGAUGCAUGAGCUCUACGGUACCGUACCAGUACAGCACAAAUCUGGAUCUCGAGGUUCUCUACCGUAGCUAGUACCUGUAGAGCAUUACCAGUUGAACAACGAAGAAACGUAACAGUGUCUCUAU
This is a messenger RNA of Seminavis robusta, 2611 nucleotides long. The record is from the annotation of a GenBank genome assembly. Lineage: Eukaryota; Bacillariophyta; Bacillariophyceae; Naviculales; Naviculaceae.